CGUGUAAUCGAGACUGUCCCCUACACUGCGAGCUUAUAUAGGGUGCGCGGGUUGGUCCGGCGCACUCUCCUCGCGGUCGCUGCGAGAAAAGUCGCGGAAAUAGUACUGUUUCAUUGUGAAAGGAGAUGUGACUAGGAAGUGCUUACAAGAUGCAUUUCCUGAAGACAGCACUGUGCCUCCUGGCGCUGGUAUACGGUGGCGGUGGAGUUACUAAAUCACCUGGUAUUUCAGAGUUUUGGACAGACGACUACAAAGUCUUCGAGCAGAUAUACGGCAAGACGUCUGACAAGGAUCUGUACGGGGAGCAACUCCCGCGCAGCAUCUAUUCGGGCGUCGACAAAACCAAGAGCCAGGCCUCGGAGAAGAAGGAGCGAUACAUCGACCACGACGCUACCGAGUUCGACAGCUACGCCUUCGGCCAACGGUACGCCCAGCUCUUCGCGAAACAGUUGGAACAACAAGAAAAAACCACAAAACCACCGAAAUCCUUCAACUUCAUCAGCUUCAACGACUUCAAACCAAUCAGUCAACAAAGCGAUCCAGAAACGUACACCUACUUGAAACAUUUAGAGAAAUACAACCAAGAGCAGAAGAUCAAGUUCCCUAAAGGGGUGGGCGGGUUCAAGCCUUUUUUGAGCUAUAACGACCACGACCCCGAGGAAGACCAGGCUUACAAGAGUAUACAGGACAUUUUGGAUGCUCACGAAGCGAAUAAAGGGUCUAAAAGUGUGGAGGAUGAGGACGACGUUAAUUACUUGACGUAUGGACCUGGGAAGGGCAGGAAGAAAGCUAAUCCGAGGAAGAAACCGGGAGCAGAGUUUAAUAAGCCUAGAUGCUAUUCUGGGAGGUGCAGGAAGAGAGCCACCAGCAGCGUCAGGGUUCGCUCCAGGCCGUACGUGAGGAAAGUCGUCCAUCGACUCAGUGGCUAUUAGAUACGACUUGGUAGUUUGUGGUAAGCCGCAAAUCAUCGUUCGUGAAUUAAUUUGUUACUCAGAGUUGUUAUCUAGAUGAUUGUUUAAUUUAAUAUCAUUAGCAGUAGGGAUUUUGAUGUUACAAUUUUAAUUUAUGAUCUUAUUUAUUAGCCUUUUUUAAGGUUCUGAAGUUCUUAUUUAUUUGAUAUUAUUAUUUUAUAGGAACAUGUCCAUAAAAUGCUUCCCGCCACUAAAAUGAGGAAGAGUUUCAUCCUUUGGAGCGUAAGCCGCUAAAGACUAAACUAAAUAUAAGUUAAUUUAUUAGUGUUAUGAAUACUUAGG
This is a messenger RNA of Ostrinia nubilalis (European corn borer), 1253 nucleotides long. RefSeq lists its product as uncharacterized. The coding region runs from base 150 to 932 and encodes 260 amino acids. The record is from RefSeq and is a predicted model, not a curated record. The transcript is spliced from 3 exons. Lineage: Eukaryota; Metazoa; Arthropoda; Insecta; Lepidoptera; Crambidae.